AUGUCUGAAAAUCGGAAGCUGGGGUCGGCAUUACCAGUCGAACAUAUCGGCCAAAGCAUAUCAGGUCCCAGUGGACGGCUCUCAACAUCAUUAGAGAUUGAAGAUCCGCCCCCCGAAAAUCUCAAGCAUCGUCUGCAUGAGUGGGCAGGCACUGGAGCACGCAACGAUGACGAAGAUGAUCAGGGUGAAGAAUACGAACUUCUCAUGGACCCAAACCUCCCCCGGGAGUAUGAGACGAGACGAAAGAACUCACAAGAGUCUGGUGAUGAGACGGCUUUGAUCAAGGAUGAUGACCAAGACCAGAAUGAGGAAGAAGAAAACUCACCAUAUCCUGAAGUUCGGGCUGCGGUGCGCAACUUUGAUGAAGAUCUCCCGUGCAAUACUGUACGAGCAUGGACUAUAGGAAUGCUACUCGUUGUUGUGGGUGCUUCGAUGAACACUCUGUUCUCACUACGUCAACCGUCUAUUAGCAUUGGCCCUCUUAUCGCUCAAAUCGUUGCGUGGCCGAUGGGUCAUGGCUGGGCCAAGUUUGUGCCAGAACGGGAGUUUACCACUUUUGGUAUAACAUGGACUCUCAACCCUGGGCCGUUUAACGUGAAGGAACACGCUAUCAUCGUCGUCAUGGCCAGUGUCUCGUUCUCAGUGGCAUAUGCCACUGAUAUCAUUCUAGCACAAGUCAUUUUCUACAAGCAGGACUUUGGCAUCGCGUUCCAACUUCUGUUGACUAUCUCAACUCAAUCAGUAGGUUAUGGAAUCGCAGGAAUGCUACGGAAAUUCUUGGUGUAUCCUGCAUCCAUGAUCUGGCCCGAAAAUCUUGCUGGUGUUACUCUUAUGAAUGCCAUGUACGAGAGAAACGAUGCCCCAGAUCCUAGUGUUAUAGGAGGAGCAAUGCACCGGUACAAAUGGUUCGCAGUUGUGACUGCAUGUUCCUUUUUCUACUACUUCAUCCCGGGUUUCCUGGCCCAGUUCCUAAGUAUCUUUGCCGUAGCUACUUGGAUGGCCCCUCAAAAUCCCAUUGUGAACCAGCUAUUUGGAGGCCAGACAGGUCUAUCUCUUCUUCCUAUCACUUUUGACUGGACACAGAUUGCAGGAUACGUUGGCUCACCGCUCAUUCCGCCGUGGCAUGCCAUCGCCAAUACUCUCAUUGGUGUUGUUGUCUUCUUUGUUAUUGGAUCGUCUUUCCUUCACUACGGAGGAGCAUGGUAUGGCGAGUAUUUGCCAAUGAGCGACUCUGGUACAUAUGACAAUACCGGAGCUCGCUACAACACCACGCGGAUUCUCACAAAGGACUUCACACUAAACGAAGAAGAAUACAAAAACUACUCGCCCCUUUUCAUCAGUACAACCUUUGCAAUUUCUUAUGGUCUGUCCUUUGCUGCUAUAUCUUCACUCGUUGUGUACACUUAUCUGCAUAACGGCAAACAGAUCUGGCAACAAUGGAGAAACAGCACAAAUGAAAAGCCUGAUGUACACAUGAAACUUAUGAGAAAGUACAAAGAAGCGCCUACUUGGUGGUACAUGUCACUCUUUGCAAUUAUGCUCCUGAUUGGUUUCUACACAGUGCUUGGCUACCCUACCAAUCUUUCCUGGUGGGCUUUUCUGCUUGCCAUCGCAAUCUCAUUUGGAUUCGCUCUUCCCAUAGGCAUCAUUCAGGCUGUGACGAAUACUCAAAUUGGCUUGAACGUCUUAACAGAAUUCAUCUAUGGAUACCUCCAACCAGGUCGACCACUGGCCCUGAUGAUGUGGGUGCUUAUCUGUCUUCGAUCCACACUCCUGUAUGCUGAUCCUGAAUGCCUAGUUUUAAAACAUAUGGAUACAUCACAAUACUUCUGGACUGACAUCCACACCCCUCUGUCUAGGGCACAGUCUCUUCGAUUUGUCUCGGAUUUGAAGUUUGGACAUUACAUGAAGAUCCCUCCUCGAACCAUGUUCCUGUCUCAAGUUGUCGCCACAACAUUCUCGUGCUUUAUUCAGAUCGUUGUUCUGAACCUGUCUUUGAAUAAUAUCCCCGAUGUCUGUGAGCAACACCAGGUAGAUCACUUUACGUGUCCCGGAGGUCGCGUCUUCUUCGCUGCCUCCAUAAUAUGGGGUCUCCUCGGACCUGCCCGCAUGUUCUCGCCUGGCCAAGUAUACUCUGGGCUCUUUGUCUUUUUCGUCAUUGGUGCCAUAACUCCCAUAGUUAUCUACUUCCUGGCCAAACGCAGGCCCAAGUCUCCAGUGCGUUUCCUCAUGGCACCUCUCAUCUUUGGAGGUGCAGGGGCUAUGCCGCCUGCGACACCCCUCAAUUAUCUUUCUUGGGGGGCAGUGGGUUUCGUCUUUCAAUUUUGGAUCAAGAAACGCCAUUUCAGAUGGUGGUCGAGACUUAACUUCCUUACAUCGUCUGCACUCGAUCUUGGGCUAGCCCUUGCGACUUUGUUCAUCUUCUUUGCGUUCACGCUGCAUGGUAUCGACCCGCCAAGCUGGUGGGGAAACGACAUCGUCUCAUCGACCAUGGAUGUCCAAGGUACCGCGAUACAGGCACAUGUAGUCGAGGGAGCGCGGUUCGGGCCCAAGAGCUGGUGA
Fusarium venenatum is the source of this 2562-nucleotide messenger RNA. Lineage: Eukaryota; Fungi; Ascomycota; Sordariomycetes; Hypocreales; Nectriaceae. The record is from RefSeq and is a predicted model, not a curated record.